GGGCGGAAUUUCGACCGGGUGAAAACUAGACAUGAAAGUGACACUCGGGAAUGCGACUAUGACUGUCUUCAUCGGUGACCAAAUCCUUUCAUUCUCUCAUACUCCUACACGUUCGUCAAAACUCAAAUCUCAAGGUCUCCAGCAUUCAUUUAAAAAGGAAAUAAAAUCUAACCAGAUUUCAAGUGCUCUAACCUCAAUUGUACUACUAAAAAUCGAUAAAUUUAAAUUCAAAUAGUAGUACACCACUUGAAUGACAUUGAUGUGCGUCAAUAAGUCUAAGGUUCCGUCACGGUGGCCAUUUUGUCACUACCAGAUAGCAGGAGCAGAACUGUAACCUGCACGAUCACAAGGACCGAACCAUCCUUUCUCAAAUUUGGAAGUUUGAGUUUCGUCAGGACCUAGCAGCGCUGACAGCCCGAGCCCGUCGGACACUAUUUUUAGCGAGGCACGGUGGACCAAGGGCAAAGCAAUAUUAAUAAUCAGCAUCACAAAUGUCGAUACUUCGUCGGGCGGAACACCAGAACCGGUCAGUCAACGCAACUGUCAGAUCUUCAAUAUCUUUCGUUUAACGUCAAGAUGGGAUGGACCAUUUCGUGGGAAGAAUUCGUGUCAUACACAGCCGAUUUCAUGACAGUUUCAGAGGAAAUUUGUGAUGGUUGGGUCUGGCAGGGCGACAAGGAACGAUCGGGGAGUGCAUACAUCGUGAAGAAAAUUCAGCUCCAAAUGCCUGCCGACACUUAUGAUUGCAAACAAGAGACAAAUGAAAAUUGCGAUGACCUAUCAGUAGUGGAAUUUGAAGAGUCACACUCAGUGGCAGUUGCGGAGUCAGCUGAUUUAGAAUGCACUUGGGAAUACCACGUAUUGUACAGCAUCAGCUAUGCAACUCCUGUCCUAUAUUUCAAUGCAUUCUAUAGAGAUGGCAGACUACUACCUUUGGAAGUUAUAUGGAAGAGGCAUGGAACAGAAACUGAAGCUCUCCAACAUAUGCGCUGGGAGGCUCUCUCACAACAAGAGCAUCCAAUUCUAAGACGACCGUUUUACCAACUACAUCCAUGCAAAACAGCUGAGUUUUUGAGCCAUCACCUGGGUUCAAGUUUGAAUCCUGUUGUAACAUGGCUUAGCAGCAUUGGCCGCACAGUUGGACUACACCUUGAUAACGAAUACAGUAAGUUGGUAAACAAAAAUGUCUGAAAUAAGACUGAACAAUCCUCAAGAUCAAAUAAAUUUCAUCUGUGAUAUUAGCAAUUGUGUUAUGUUUGAUAAAAACAGAUAGAAGAUGAUUUCAGAUAAGAGUAAAAUACAAAAGAAGCAAUUAGAA
Frankliniella occidentalis (western flower thrips) is the source of this 1318-nucleotide messenger RNA. RefSeq names its product ubiquitin-like-conjugating enzyme ATG10 (gene Atg10). The record is from RefSeq and is a predicted model, not a curated record. Lineage: Eukaryota; Metazoa; Arthropoda; Insecta; Thysanoptera; Thripidae. Gene Ontology annotation, cellular component: intracellular anatomical structure. Gene Ontology annotation, molecular function: Atg12 transferase activity. The coding region runs from base 577 to 1191 and encodes 204 amino acids. The transcript is spliced from 7 exons. Gene Ontology annotation, biological process: protein modification by small protein conjugation; macroautophagy; protein lipidation.